CCUUUAUUUUGUUUGGUUACAUUGUUUUUAAAAAAAGUAUUUGUGUACUGACAGAAAUAAAUAAAUAGUUGUAUCAUGUCAAAUAUGCCAAAUAUAUAUAUAUACUACUCAAUAAAUAUGUUAUAAGUUCUCAUUGAAUGCGUUUAUACGAAAUGUAAAAUAUUGUGUAUGUGGAUUCAAAAAGUUGAUCUGUGCUCAUAUUUUUGUGUAUGUAUUGUUUAUUUAAACCAUAUUAUUUUUACCAAGAAAUAUAAAUGAUGGCUAGCAGAAGAAUCCAGGACGCACGUUUCGUCCUAUUUAGGAUUCGUCAGUUGGAUGUGCAUGUAUCCCAAAUUUGAUGUUCAUUUCGGGACUUGAAUCUAGUAGUGGGAAGAUUACGAAAAACAGUACAAAAUGUAUAUUGUUUUUGUAAAGAAACUACGUUUUUACAUUCAGUAAAUAUUCGUCAGUUGUAUCAUAUAUAUAUUUUUUUAAUUGUUUAUUGUAUUUUCAUUGAAGUUGAAUAGUGGCUUAUAACGAAUUUUAAGAAUCAUGAUGUUUCAUUCUCGAUGUAGGUAGUCUCAUUUGAUUUUUCUUGUUGUUAGCAAGGUUGUUGUUUUUACGGGAUGUGGUUGCUAACCCGAUGCCCAAACUUUCUCCUUUACUCGGUCUUAAAACUUACAGGAACCGUAAUAGGGCUUUAGGUAAAGUUGACGCUCAUACUUAGAUGCAGGUAUAUUCGGCUGACAUGAGUCUCGACGAGCAUAAAACAUGCGUUCUGGUUUCUAAUUCUAGCCACUAUCCAACUUUAUUAGAAUACUUGUGACUUAAUGAGAAAAGUCAGGCGAUUUGCUCAGGAUGCAGAUAUAAUCAAAAGAGAGUGUUAUUUUCAAACCUCAACGUUAACAAUUGAAAAAGUGUAAAUUCCUAUAUAUAAUGUCUGUUGUACUGUUCGUCAUAACAUUAAUGUUUUCUUUAAUGAUAUAUGACUUACAAAGAUAUUGUUAGAGUGCUUGUAAGUGAAGACAAUGCCACAUGUAAUUUAUAUUCAAUCAAUUGAUCUUAGUUGCAUGUUAGUAUAGGUUGAAAUAGCAUUCAAACUGAAUGGAUUUAACAGCUGUUUGUGCACCGUACACUGAAUUGAGUUCGCAAUCCUCGGGUCUUAUAGUGAUCGUGUUAAAUUAAUACAACUCAUUGAAAAUCUUGUAUCCCGCAUUUUUUGACUUCAGUUAUUCAACUCAAUGAUUAUCCAUGGUAAUAUUCGUUUCACUCUUAACAUGGGUAAAGUACACCAUAUUGAUGUUUAAAACGAAAUGCAUUAAGUCCUAGUAUCAGUGUGUCUAAAUUGAUAUUUGAAAGUAUGAAUAUGUAAGUCGAUUUCUGAAAUAAAGCCAUGAUUGUGUAUACUUUUCAAUUACGAUUUCUCAAAUGAUUAGGCUGCUACUACUGAAGCCAGUUAAGUAAUCGGCGAAAAUGUUAACUUAUUAUCACUUUAUCUGUUUUGAAAAUUGACCUAAAUCAAAACGUGAGCUUUGGUAAUAUAACUCAGUCAAUCUGUACACAUAUCUUUUCCUCUACGGGACUUUUCAGUAACAGGUUUGAUCUCAUGCACAGAACCUGAAACGUAAAGUUUGUCUAGGUAUUCUUGAUUUAACAUUGUUGAUACCAGUUCUUCAUUAAACCAUUUAUUUAUGAUUAAUGUUAUGACAGUAGUGAAAAUGAAAUACAUUCCUCUUAAUAAAUUAUAUUAAUGAAAUUGAUUUACUGUAAAAUUUUACCCUUAAAAUCAUUUAACCAAUAUUUAUUUGUUAUUUUCUUCUUGAUUCAUUGCCUUACUAAAUAACUUCAAGCCAUUAUUAUGACUCCAAAACCAGUUUCCGAAACAGAAUUACGUGAAUGGGGAAAAUGUUUAUUAAAUCCAUCUGCUUCUCUAGUUGAUCGUUCACGUGCUCUUUGGGGAUUACGUCAUGCUGCUGAACCACUAGCACUUGAAUUGUUAGCUGAUUUUGUUUGUAAUUAUGUUAAGCCGUCACCUAUCGCUAAUGAUCUCUUACAACAUGAAGCUGCUUAUUGUCUAGGACAACGCGGUGAUCCAAAAGCUGUACCACAUCUUUUACAAGCUCUACAUAAUGAUAAACAUGUUACACUUAUUCGUCAUGAAGCUGCUGAAGCAUUAGCUGCUUUAAGUGGAUGUGAUGGUGCAGAGAUUGAAGUAAUUGAAAAAGCUUUAAAAGAAUACGUUAAUUCAAAUAUAAUUGAGUUGGCUGAAACAUGUCAAGUUGGUUUAAAUCGAAUUGAAUGGAUUAAAAACAAAAAAACAAUUCAACAUAAAGAUUCUCAAAUAUCAUGUGAUUUAGCUGCAAAAUUGUUUCCAAAUACAAUUGAUCCAGCGCAUAGUUUUACCGGUGAUCAACAAUAUACUGAUGAACAAUUACAUGAUUUAUUAAUGGAUCCUAAUCAAAAUUUAUUUACACGUUAUCGUGCAAUGUUUACUUUACGUGAUCGUGUCUUACAAGCAGUUAUUGAUAAAACAUCACCAGAAAAGCCAGCUAAUUUAUUAGCUGAAGGAUUAACAGCUCCAAAUAGUGCAUUACUUAGACAUGAAGUUGCUUUUGUCUUAGGACAAUUAACAGUAGCUAGUACUGUUCCACAAUUAUCUACAUGUGUUCGUCAAACAAAUGAACAUCCAAUGGUUAGACAUGAAGCUGCUGAAGCACUUGGUUCUAUUCUGGGUGAAUUAGAAGGAAAAUAUUUAACAAAAAAUGCGAAAGGUUCCGUACCGAAAGAAUUUGAACAUCAAGCACGUGAAGUACUAGAAGAAUUUAUAAAAGAUAAAGAGCCAGUGGUUCGUGAAAGUUGUAUACUGGCUUUAGAUAUUGCAAAUUAUAUUGCAUCACCGGAACAAUUUCAAUAUGCUUCUGUAUCACAAAGUUAA
Molecule: messenger RNA, 2914 nt
Organism: Schistosoma mattheei
Lineage: Eukaryota; Metazoa; Platyhelminthes; Trematoda; Strigeidida; Schistosomatidae
Source: the annotation of a GenBank genome assembly